CAGCGAAACGAUGGCGGCUCGUACUGCUCUACCGUAUUGGCUUGAAACUGUCCUGAGCGGUGAGAAAUUGUACGCGUUUUCUUUUUAGCUUUCUCCAAAAAGCUCCCUGAAAAAAAGAGGAAACCACAUACGGAUCUUAAUGUUGCAGCAGAGAGAAAAGUCGGACUUCUCUUGGCAUUUGUUCGACACUCCAGCAGUAUAUUUAGCCAGUUGGUUUGACCAUCAUCUUAACUAACGAGCAUUUGAAGUCCUCACAGAGAGCUGGACAUAAAACUACCUCUCCAAAGAUAAAGACUCUCACCAAGUGAUAUUUAAUGUUCGCACUUUGUUUAAAUCGAUGUACUUUUCCGCCCUUUGUACGUUUAUUUUUAACCAUAUGAAGCCGCGUGAGGGGUAAACAGGACGCUGCGGGGUUUGAACUUGUGAAUGGUUGUCAGGAUCUUAUUUCCACAGGUGUGUUGUUCUCACUCUUCUUGUAUUGAUCUCUUCGGCGGUGUAAAGCACACCUCACAGACUCUGGUGUUAUGGUUGACAUGAUAAAGACGCGCCAGUGUCUGCUUGGUGUACGGACUUUCCUCGGCGUGACGUCCAGAAUAUGGAGCUUCUUCUUAUACAUCCUUAGGAAGCACAUCAGAACGGUAAUCCAGUAUCAAACAGUGCGAUAUGACAUUUUACCAUUGUCACCCAUUUCCAGAAACAGACUCAACACCGUGAAGAGAAAGAUCCUAGUUUUAGAUCUUGACGAGACAUUGAUACACUCGCAUCACGAUGGAGUCCUCAGACCAACAGUGCGACCUGGCACGCCACCAGACUUCAUCCUAAAAGUGGUAAUUGACAAACACCCAGUCAGAUUCUUUGUACAUAAAAGGCCGCAUGUUGACUUCUUCUUGGAGGUGGUCAGUCAGUGGUAUGAGUUAGUAGUGUUCACUGCUAGUAUGGAGAUCUAUGGCUCUGCAGUAGCUGAUAAGCUGGACAACAACAAGGGAAUCCUGAAAAGAAGAUACUACAGACAGCAUUGUACACUGGACUCAGGUAGUUAUAUUAAAGACCUUUCUGUUGUACACGAAGACUUAUCAAGUGUAGUCAUACUUGACAACUCGCCAGGGGCAUAUCGAAGUCAUCCAGAUAAUGCAAUACCUAUAAAGUCGUGGUUUAGUGACCCCAGUGACACAGCACUUCUUAACUUGCUGCCCAUGCUGGAUGCUCUAAGAUUCACAGCAGAUGUGCGAUCCGUCCUAAGCCGAAAUCUCCACCAGCAUCGACUCUGGUGAUCAUGCGACCGAGGGCUUUCUUCAAACCCACCUUAUUUUUUCAGCUGCUUCCCCAUUUGACAUCUGUCUGUCCAUUAACCCUCAACUCUGACUCGUCAUCUCCCAACUACACCCUUGCUAAAGGGCAAUCCAGAAGGAGAGUCAAUUGUGAACACAAAACCAAAAGGGUGAUGGAAAAAUCAAACUUUUGGAAUCUUUGGGGGUCAACUGUUUUCCCCCCUCUUCUUCAUAAGAGUCUCUGCCUUACAGUUCUAACUGUGCUGAUUAUAUGUGUGAGUUAUGAUUGUGGUAUAUGUAUGAGGAUGCCUGCUGCUUUUAUUUUUAAAUAUUUGAAGAUACGAAGUGGCUGGAUACUGAAGCAAGGAAAACUGACCUUUUCAUGAUUGCUCCUUCAGUCCCAGCUUUGGACAUCAUACCUCACUUCUAAAGGUGGCACAAACAGAGAUCUGGUAAACAGACUGGCUUGUGAAGACCAUCUGAAUUGGCCAUUGACACUCUGCACAUCUAAUAGAGCUCACUGGAAUAACUAUUGAUGACACGGAUUCUGACUGCUCAGUAGGUUUCAGGGUUAUCGUGGUAAAGUUUUAUAUGUUAUUGAGGUACUGUCUUGGGAAAACUUGGGUUUUAAUGACGAAUGUAUGGUAGACCUAUACAUAUUUGGAUGUGGGGGGAAAACAUCGGACUUUUUUUCUUCAUAUUCUGCAGCAAAUUUUAUUCUUGUCAAUUUUCAUCUUUUGUUCUUGACAGUAAAUGUAUUUGAAUCAUGAUUAUCAGGGAAGAUACUGUAUAAUAUGUGCUUUUGAGAAGCUGAACGACAGAUUUUAAGCCUUUCUGCUCUAAUUCUCUACAGAAUGUAUUUGGUUGAUUGAUGAAAUCCUACCACUUGGAAGCCUUUUUACAAAUGUUUUUGUUCUCUUUCCUGAUAAUAUAUUAAUGACAAGACUUGAAUUUAUAAAACUUGCACUUCAUUGUAUUGGAGAGCUGGCUGAGCACACAAAACUCAAGGCCUUGUUGGUAUCUCUGUGCUCCUAUCAGAUAAUGUCAUUUCUAUUCCAUCAAUUUAGCACUCUCUAGGCAGCUUCCUGGGACUCAAGUACAUAGACCUGUCCCAGGAACGUGCCACUAUCACAAAUACUGCACUCCAUUUAUUUUACUAAUAUAUAUUUUAUCUUAUUUCAGUGUUCCCACAGUCAUAUAAAAAAAAAAAAAAAAAAAACUGGAAAUGUCAAGGGAUUUUAAAAUUGAUUUCCUGUCCAGGACAAAGUAAUGGAAACUUCAACAGGGAAUAAUGUAUAAAGGUCUAAAAUAUUACAUUGGCCAGAUAAUGCUUUUUUUUUUUUUUUUUUUUUAAGAGUAAAACCUGCUGCAAGCCACCAUGAUAACAUUGCUCUGGUUGCUCAGCCUGAUCAGGCUGGUCAUUUGAGUGAUUUUAGAGGGGUUUUGGGCACUUUUUAGCGGGUCAGGCUGUGGGACCAUCUUAAAGGAAUAGUUCAGCCAAAAAUGAAAUUUCUCUAAUAUUUUACUCACCUUCAUUCCUUCCCAGAAGUGUAUGACUUACUUUCUUCUGCAGA
Messenger RNA from Myxocyprinus asiaticus (Chinese sucker), 2842 nucleotides. RefSeq names its product CTD nuclear envelope phosphatase 1b (gene ctdnep1b). Lineage: Eukaryota; Metazoa; Chordata; Actinopteri; Cypriniformes; Catostomidae. The coding region runs from base 525 to 1271 and encodes 248 amino acids. The record is from RefSeq and is a predicted model, not a curated record. The transcript is spliced from 7 exons. Gene Ontology annotation, molecular function: protein serine/threonine phosphatase activity.